CUCUUUUGAUACAAUAUCGAUCUUUUCCACACACGAGGUCAUUCAUUAAUUACCGAGUCAACUAAUGGCACUCACUCACUUAUUCUUCUCCUCCUCCUUCUCCUUGAUGCGGCGCAUUUCCCUGACUUGAUUCUUGAUCCUUCCCCUGCUUUUCUCCUGCGAUCCGAGUCUUUCAGCCUUAAGCGUCGCUUGGUCUGCUCUUAUUCUUUCGUCUUUUCCCGUCUUUUUGCCACCAACUGCCUUAUACUGCAAGUGGUCGCGUGCCUCUCUUAUGCGAAAACUCCUGACACUGGAUUUGCUGCUCCACCAAUUUGGCGACCAUGAAAUUCGGUCACGAUUUCAAAGAGACUCUACGAGCUCAAGACUUCCCUGCUCACUGGGUAGAUCAUGCUAUUCCCUAUAGCCAGCUCAAGAAAUGUCUCAAGAAAGUUGCGCGGGAGCUACAUGAGCUUGGACUCGAUCCUGAGACGUUGCGCGAGCUCCUCAACCCCGAUGAAACGUCUCCUGUGGCCUUGAAGUAUAAACUCAACGGCGGUGCCGACUCUCACCUCCGCCCAAAACUCACCGUACAGGUCCAUCUUCAAGAUGGUGUCCCCGUCGAUGCCUCGCUUGCGCCCAACACGCGCGACUUUCUCAACAAGAUCGCAAUCAACCUCCCCCAGAACCAACCGGCGCAAGUCGAGCCCGUCACUAAAUCGCCAAUCCCGGACUCUGUGAAGGAUGCCGCAAAAGCCGAAACCGUUGUCGAGACCACAUCUGCACCCUCCGCCGAAACGGUCGAUGCGCUCGCUGACGAAGCCAACGACAAGCUCGCCAUUGCUCUCGCCGACGAAAAGACUGUCAAAAUUACCGAAACGCCAGCAAGCGACUCCGAACAAACAGAAUCCAUCGCUGAGCCUACAAGCAAUGGCUCGACCCCAGCCUCGCCGACCUCACCUGCUACUGGUACGACCGAAGGAACGUAUGAAAUCAUCGAGGUUCCCCUGACUUUCGAUGCCGAAUUCUUCGAGAUGCUUCAGAGCGAUGUCAACAACCUUGAUGCUCUGCAAAUGGAGGAAGAGAAAACCAUGACCUCGGAAAUCGUAGCGCUUGGAAAAGAAGUUGAACAGGUCGUAAAGCCGAAGCGAUUUUCAAAGACAGAUCUUGCACGAUGGCGACAAAUCUUCGAGCUGUAUUUGGAUGCUGAGAUCUUCUUCGCUACCCACGAACAAGACCAUGGAGAACGCUCAAGUCAAGUCGCCCUGAGGCAGCUGCAAUGGUUCCAGGACCAGGUCGCUAAGCAGAAUCUCGUCAAGGAUUUCAAGCUUCCCGAGAGCAAGGCAGCUUUCACCCGCUUCAUCAACUUGAAUGCGUCCCUUCUAAAGAACAUGCAGUUCCAGGAGCUUAACAAGACUGCCGUUGCCAAAAUUCUCAAGAAAUUUGACAAACGAACAGCACUGGGAGUUGCUAGAAAGUUCCCUACCGUUGUUCACUCAGACAAGCUCUUAGCAGGCACCAUUGCACGAGAUGUCUGCGCACAAAUGUCGCAAGAGCUCGUAUCCAAGGUCCCCCAGCUGAACGACUAUCUUUGCCCAGUCUGUUUCUCAGUAGCUUACUUGCCUGUCCGUCUCGACUGCCAACACGUAUUCUGUAUCCGUUGUGUCAUCAAGAUUCAGCGACGAAAGGAGAAGCAUUGCCCAUUGUGCAGAGCAGAUGUGGUCCUCAAGGCUUCUGCGAUGAAUCUUGACUACGAGCUACAAAAGUACAUGAAGAAAUAUUUUGCAAAGGAGGUCAAAGAGAAAGCGCGCGCGAACGAGAUUGAGCGUGGUAUCGAGGACUACGGGCCUGGUUAUGUCCACCAGGAAUGCUGCAUAAUGUGAGCUCAAGAGGCUCAGACAUGGACACGACUAUUAUUAUCAUCACGGCAUACUUGAGCGCCUUGGAUUGACACGGACUUUUGCAUCAGAAAGAACCAUGACAUUUAUUU
This is a messenger RNA of Fusarium oxysporum Fo47, 1966 nucleotides long. Its product is annotated as SPX domain-containing protein. Bases 321 to 1859 code for a protein of 512 amino acids. The record is from RefSeq and is a predicted model, not a curated record. The transcript has 5 exons. NCBI's taxonomy places the organism in Eukaryota, Fungi, Ascomycota, Sordariomycetes, Hypocreales, Nectriaceae. Gene Ontology annotation, molecular function: metal ion binding.